Messenger RNA from Synchiropus splendidus (mandarinfish), 1769 nucleotides. RefSeq lists its product as uncharacterized. Lineage: Eukaryota; Metazoa; Chordata; Actinopteri; Syngnathiformes; Callionymidae. The record is from RefSeq and is a predicted model, not a curated record. The transcript is spliced from 4 exons. Bases 132 to 1199 code for a protein of 355 amino acids.
GUCGCUACCAAAUUAGCCAACCACAAACACCUGUGAGGCUCGUACGGGCCCAAAACACGUCAGAACCACAAGUAACCGAAUACGUGUUCAGAUCGGAGUGCUGUGUACGCCCGGUUUUCUCCCUGAGAAACAUGGAACAAGACCCCUCCAAGUCUUCGCUCUUCUACCUUUUCCAGGAGGUUUCCAACUUGCAGCUUCCGGGCCAUGACAACUUUCUCGACUCAAACUUUCACUCCACGUGGCUCAACAAAUCCACCACAGGCAGCUUAACUGUCCCAAAGAUGGAGGUUGAUAUUCGCGAGGGCUGCUGUCAACAGUGCCCUGAAUGUGUGAUGCCUUGCCAAGAAGCCGUCGAGAUCGGCUCGGAGGAUUCGUAUUUGGGUGAACAGGGUUCUGAAUGCAGUAGCCCCUGGAAAGUUCUGAGUCUCAUCAACCUGCAGUGUGAGAGGCUCAUGCAUGAUAGAGAUGGAGGAGAGAUGUGCGGCAGGAAAUUUGCCAAGUCAGCAGUGAAGCCCAGACGGAAGACGGAUCAGACUGUGGAAUCAACAUUUGAACCUCAUCACCUGUCUAGUCGUACUCAGAAUGGAGGCAUUCAGCUCCUCACAGCAGCGCAGCCAGAACAAGUGACGUCUUCCGAUGUAGCCAAUAAGUGCGAGAUGGUUUGUACUGUCACUGAAAGCAUCCCUGACACCACUCAGAUCACCUUGCCUUCAAUGAAGAAAGCAGCCGACAUGCCAGACUCUGCACAAACUCAGGACCACAACAGUAACCAUGUUUACGUGACUGAGCGCCUUCUUGAGUUCAGUCUGCCGCCAAACGCAUCAUCCUCAUCAUCAAACCACACUUCAGAGCUCUUAGUGGUGACACACAGUCACAAACUCUCCCCUGAGCCAAAAUGUUCUCCGCUUCCAAUGGAGGAGUCCCAGUGGAGACCCCAGGAAGAAACCUUCAUCCCUGGAUUUACUAAAGAAGAGAACCAUCUGCCUCCAUCUUCCAGCAACGGUUCUCCCAAGUCAUCGCGAAGAUCCAAAACUCAAAGAAAACAGUCCAACCCCACUCGCAGUGUGAGUCUCCAGGAUGCGAAUGUCCAGGGAGUGGCGUUCACGAUGGACGCCCAUUUGGAUGAAAGCAAGGAACACUGUCGUCUCCUCAUCACUUCAAAAUACAGGCAAGCCGACACACACACACGCUUCCAAUGACUUCAUACGACCCAUGAAGGUGUACUCCUGACAGUGAGAAGCUCCUGAGGCGUGCUCGCAGGACACGGAGAAGGACUCGGAGAGCCAUAACUCUGAAAACAAGCAGCUCAGACGAAGGAAGUGACAUGACAAACGCCACCAGAGGUGGUAAAGUGUGUGCGUCAUGCUGCACCAAAAAGACUCCAAUGUGGAGAGAUGCCGACGAUGGGACUCCUCUCUGCAACGCCUGUGGGAUAAGGUACAAGAAGUACAGAGUGCGUUGUGGGAACUGCUGGCACAUUCCUCGGAAAGAGAACAACUCUAAUUCAUGCUGCCUGAAGUGUGGAACUUCUGUGAGGUCUAUGGGAGGAAGCAAACGUAGCGAACAUUAGGUUCCUCGCGCAGACUCACCUGUCCACGUCUUGUUCUUGCUGUUCUUGCACUUCUUGCAUUUAAUUUUAUUUCUAAAUUAUUUAAAUGACAUUCCAACAUGAACGAUACCUGAUUUCUGUAGCCGGGUGGCUUUGAUAACUAAAGCCACACUGAAGGAAGUUCCUGCUGAACUUUCGAGCUGAUUCAACAGACAAUAAU